Perkinsus marinus ATCC 50983 is the source of this 3072-nucleotide messenger RNA. RefSeq lists its product as hypothetical. The record is from RefSeq and is a predicted model, not a curated record. Bases 1 to 3072 code for a protein of 1023 amino acids. The transcript is spliced from 5 exons. Lineage: Eukaryota; Perkinsozoa; Perkinsida; Perkinsidae.
AUGCGUGUUCCGAGUUUCGAAAUCAUCGGUUUAUUGAACGACCCCUCCUUAUUGACCGCUGCGACAUGCAUCCGCGAGAGUCUCAAGGAUGCAUGUCGCAGCAUAGCCUUCCUGCGAACACUGCAAUUGGAGUACCAACCGCAAACUCUUCAAACACAACUGUUACACCACGCUGACAAGCUGAAUGAGAAUGUCAGCAGUGAUGCAAUCACUGCAACAGGAAUCAAUAAGAAAUGGAGUGCAAAGAAUGAGUUGGACAAAUCUGGUUCAAAAGGUGUAUGGGACACGACAGCAACAACGCCACUUUCCCGCGCAGCCUGGGAACGUUGGACAGCCAGUUCCCGAGCUCCCACAGUGGGUAGAUCCAGUGCUUCGUCUCGAUAUACAACUAAAACAGUGGACCGAGGCUCCUCGAACGAGUGGAUAGGUGGAUCGAUGGGUGAGGAUAAAGGUCAGACCGAUUGGUGGACUAGAGCAGAAUCACGAAGGCCUGAGGGACCCAAUGAAAUCUGGUGGAAGGACUCUGCACAAGCUGAGACGAAGGGCAUUCGCGCGUUUGGAGUAAUGGAGAACUUGCAAGGGCACGAUGUAGCAUACCAAGCAGGAGUGAACACCGAGUGGAGUACAAGCGAUAUCGGCGAGGUUAGCGGUUCAAGCUCGACCUGGGAUGGAUUAGACUCAGAGAUAGCGUCCUCUGCGCUUGGUCAGUGGUCGAGGAGCUCUCGGGUACCUCAGUCUGGGGAAUCUUCUUCCUCUCACCUUUCCAAGGCGGAUGCAAGCUCAGGAAACUUCGUAACAUGGACGGCCGCAGCAUCGGUGCAAGAGACAGGCGACUCGCGCUCUUGGCAUACAGGAGAGUCUGAAGGAGGAGCGGAUACCACUCUCGCAGCCAGAAAUGAGUUUUGGUGGACACAAGACGACCUGGCCUCGGGUGGUGCUUCGGAUCUCUGGGAUAGAAAUCAAUCGGAUGAGCUAUCUGGAGUCUCUGAUGCACUUCAAAGUCGAGGCAAGACACUAUCCGGAACGGGAUCGAACACAGAAUGGAGUGCUAGCAAUACCGUUGAAGAUUCCGGUUCGAAUUCCGUCUGGGAUGGAACAGCAGCGGGAAUAUCAUCGGCAGCUCUCGGACAAUGGGAGAAAAGUUCGGAAAUACCCCAAUCUGGAGAAUCUGUCCUACUUCACAGCUCCGUAGGAGAGACAAGAUCGGGAUCAUCUGCAACUUGGACAACUUCAUCAUCGGUUCAAGACGGAGGGCAUACGCACGUUUGGAGGACUGGAAAUCUCGAUAAUCACGAGGAAGCCCCGGCAGCUGUGAGGAAUGAGUGGUGGUGGAGAGCCACGGAGCAGGCCGUGGGAGGAGCGGCUGAUGUAUGGCAUCGAGAUGGGACGGAUACCUUUUCCGGAAGCUCUAUUACACUUCAGCAAGGGCACGAUGCAGCACACGAAGCAGGAGUGAACACCAAGUGGAGUACAAGCGAUAUCGGCGAGGCUAGCGGUUUAGGCUCGGCCUGGGAUGGAACAGCCUCGGAAGUAGCGUCCUCUGCGCUUGGUCAGUGGUCGAGGAGUUCUCGGGUACCUCAGUCUGGGGAAUUUUCUUCCUCUCACAAUUCCAUGGCGGAUACAAGCACAGGAGACUUCGCAAUAUGGACGACCGCGGCAUCGGUGCAAGACACAGGCGACUCGCGCUCUUGGCAUACAGGAGAGUCUGAAGGAGAAGCGUAUCCCACUCUCGCAACCAGAAAUGAGUUUUGGUGGACGCAAGGCGACCAUCCCUCUAGUGGCGCUUCGGAUGUUUGGGAUAGAGAUCAAUCCGAUGCGCUAUCUGGAGUCUCUGAUGCACUUCAGAGUGAACGUAGGACAUUGCCUGCGUCCGGAUCGAACGCGGAGUGGAGUGAUAUUAACACCGUUGGAGCCUCUGGUUUAAGUUCCGUCUGGGCUGAAACAACAGCAGGGAUAGCAACUAUGGCGCUCGGACGAUGGGCGGGGAACUCUGAAAUAUCACAAUAUGGGAAAGACGUUUCGCGUCAUGAUUCUGAGACGCACUUUAAGUCAGGGUCGUCUGCAGCUUGGACAGCCACAACAUCGGUACGAGACAUAGGUGAGUCGCGCUCGUGGACCGCUGGAGAGUCCCCAGGUUCGAGGGGCGAAGUGACGUAUGAAGCCGCAAGCGCUCGCGGUGAGUCGUGGUGGACGGCUGUACAUCAAUCACUUGGUGAAGCGCGAGAUUCGUGGCAUCGUCCCAGCACUAUGAUAUACGCUGGCCACUCCCGUGCACUGGGCCCUGUCAAGGUGACUUCAAUUCCGUCGGCUCCUUCCUCGACAUUCUCAACUACCGAGGCCACCACGACUUCUACUACGACAGAGAGUCUCGAGGAGGGCUGGGUCGAUGAAUUGUCCUCUUCAAGUACUACGACAUCUACUACAUCGACUACUACUGAAGGAGCGAUCACCUCCUCAACAAUGACAACUAGUCUGUCUUCCUCUCCAACUCCGACUACCGACUUUGCCGCGACUUCUACUACGACAGAGAGCCUCGAGAAGGACUGGCUCAAUGAACUGUCCUCUUCUAGUACUACGGCAUCGACGACUACUGCACGAACGACCGCGUCCUCAACAAUUACAACUACUACAGUUACCACAUCGACCACUACUGAGGAAGCGAUCACGUCGUCAACAAUGACAACUACUCUAUUGUCCUCUACAACUCCGAGUGCUGAUGCUACCGCGACUUCUCCUAUGACGCAGAGUCUCGGAGAAGAUUUGCUUAAUGAAUUGCCCUCCUCUAGUACUACCACAACUACUACAUCGACCACCACUGAAGAAGCGACCACGUCCACAACAGUGACAAUUACUUUGUCGUCCCCUGCAACGCCGACUACCGACUCCGCCGCGACCUCUACUACGACAGAGAGUCUCGAGGAGGGCUGGGUCGAUGAACUAUCCUCUUCAAGUGCUACGACAUCUACUGCAUCGACCACUACUGAGGAAGCGAUCACGUCCUCAAAGUACUACGACAUCUACUACAUCGACUACUACUGGAGGAGCGAUCACCUCCUCAACAAUGACAACUAG